AGAGCUGCAGAUCAGUGGUGAAGAAGGGGUCUCAUUGCCACCAUGAACUUCUCCGGCAAGUACCAAGUGCACAGCCAGGAAAACUUUGAGGCUUUCAUGAAGGCAAUUGGUCUGCCUGAUGAACUCAUCCAGAAGGGGAAGGACAUCAAGGGCGUGUCAGAAAUCGUGCAAAAUGGAAAGCACUUCAAACUCACCAUCACCACUGGGUCCAAAGUGAUCCAUAAUGAGUUCACCCUCGGGGAGGAGUGUGAGCUGGAAAACCUGACCGGGGAGAAAAUCAAGACGGUGGUUCAUAUGGAAGGUGAUAAUAAACUCGUGACCAAUCUCAAAGGCAUAAAGGCAGUGACUGAAUUCAACGGAGACACAGUCAUCAGCACCAUGACAUUGGGUGACAUUGUCUUCAAGAGAAUCAGCAAGAGAAUCUAGACACGGCUGCAUUUCAUAUUCUUUUACUAUGUAAAAAUAAUGUAAUAAAGUGAACUUUGUUUUAAAAA
This is a messenger RNA of Chrysochloris asiatica (Cape golden mole), 494 nucleotides long. It is a transcript of the gene FABP1, whose product is annotated as fatty acid binding protein 1, liver. Gene Ontology annotation, molecular function: fatty acid binding. The transcript has 4 exons. Lineage: Eukaryota; Metazoa; Chordata; Mammalia; Afrosoricida; Chrysochloridae. Gene Ontology annotation, biological process: fatty acid transport. Gene Ontology annotation, cellular component: nucleus; cytosol. The coding region runs from base 43 to 426 and encodes 127 amino acids. The record is from RefSeq and is a predicted model, not a curated record.